GUAAUCCCAAAAGCAUAUUAUACGGAGUAAUCUUACCAAAUUCGUAGAGGAUUCGACCCGACGGAACUGGCAUAUUGAGAUUUCAAAAAACUUCAGGCUGCCGUCCAAGCAGCUCACACGUCAAUUUCAAUUUGAAUCUGGAAAAAACUCCAGGGUUCGGGCUUUGAAAUGUCGAUGGGAAGCGACACCAGCUGGGUGGGGAAGAAGCCUCUGAGACGCCUCGGAGGCAUGUCCGAUGCCCUCUCCAUCGCUGCUGAUCUUGGUUUCUCUGUUAACCCUCCUCCUUCCCAGGAAGAACUCCAGAACUUAUCUAGUACUGGUGAAAAGGGUGAUGACUUGAUAAGGGUUUUAAGAGAACUUACCACUGUACAAAGAAAAAUAGCAGAUUUGCAAGUGGAACUUCAAGGUCGAAAGGAAGAUAAGAAUGUGGCGCAUCUCACGCAUGUAAGUGAAAUGGAAAAGAAGUGCGAGACUUUAGCAAGGAUUACUGCUAUAUUGAAAGAUGUUAUUCAAAAUAAGGAUCGCAUUAUAGCUCGUCUUCAACAACCAUAUUCACUAGAUUGCAUUCCAGUGGAAGCAGAAUUUCAGAAACAAUUUUCAGAAUUAUUGAUGAAGGCUGCAAGUGAUUAUGGUGCCUUGACAGCAUCUGUUGCAGAUUUCCAAUGGACUCAAAAUUUCAAGGAGCCACCUUCAGUAUGGGGGGAAAUGCUCCGCCCAAUUCCUGUUGCUUUAGCAUCAUGCACUCGAUUCUUUGAAGCUAUGUCUGCGAUGAGAGAAUCGUUUGCAACACUUCAAAAUCUAAGGGUGGGUAACUCUGCUUCCUCCUUGCCUACAACACCUGCCAAGGAUCCCUAUCAAAGAAUACCAGGGGAUUCUGAAUGCGUGACUCCACCUCCCUGGAGAAAUGAACCAAGCUUUGAUGAUUUAGCUGUAAGGAGUGUGAGGAGGCAAGAAAAUGAAAGGCAAGAAGUGGAGGAUGAAAAUAGUGAAGUGGGUGAAUUUAAUGAGGUUGAUGGCACGAGCCACAGGAGAUUGUCUUGGCCUCCUUCAGUUAAGAAGAGUGAUGGGAAAAGUCUGUACUAGAACAUCUCAUGUGGUUAAACUCUACUGCUUUAGAUUUCAAAGUACCCGACAAGCGCGAUAAAUGUAGCUGCUGCUAGUUGGUUUCAUUGGUGCAACCAAGGGAUGUGAUAUUGCAGCUGUGUCAUUGAUCCAUAAGAAUUCAGAUUACAGUUGGGUUCUGUUCCAAAGGGUAAGAAAUUGCUUGUAAUGCAAUAAAGCCCGCCUAACUCUGGUGAGUGUGCCACACAUUUUUCAAUACUGUUGCAUGUUUAAAGCUCUUGUUGGUUUGGUCACACAAACCUUGUGCCCAGACAACUCAACAUCUAUCCAUCCCUUCACAAAGG
This is a messenger RNA of Vitis riparia (riverbank grape), 1406 nucleotides long. Its product is annotated as AUGMIN subunit 2. Bases 169 to 1083 code for a protein of 304 amino acids. The record is from RefSeq and is a predicted model, not a curated record. The transcript has 7 exons. Lineage: Eukaryota; Viridiplantae; Streptophyta; Magnoliopsida; Vitales; Vitaceae. Gene Ontology annotation, biological process: spindle assembly; microtubule organizing center organization; microtubule nucleation. Gene Ontology annotation, cellular component: mitotic spindle microtubule.